Messenger RNA from Aspergillus melleus, 2274 nucleotides. RefSeq lists its product as uncharacterized. The transcript is spliced from 3 exons. NCBI's taxonomy places the organism in Eukaryota, Fungi, Ascomycota, Eurotiomycetes, Eurotiales, Aspergillaceae. Gene Ontology annotation, molecular function: serine-type peptidase activity. Bases 1 to 2274 code for a protein of 757 amino acids. Gene Ontology annotation, biological process: proteolysis. The record is from RefSeq and is a predicted model, not a curated record.
AUGCGUCUUCUUGGGGCUACACUCGCUUCGGCGGCCCUAGCAGUUGCUCUACCAUCUGCAUCUCAAACCACUUCUGCCUCUUCCUCCAGCUCGUCCGGUGCCACCGAGCCUUGUGCUGUGGUUAGCCGCAUCCUCGAGAACAGUGAUGCCGAAGUCGUCGCCGCUGAGGCCGCGUACAAGUGUCUGAAGUCCGUUCCAGUAGCCGUCAAGGACGAUGAGGAACUCAUCGACGAGCUGAAGCUCCUCUGGCAGUGGCAUUCCGAGACGGGCUGGCUAAAGAACCCUCCCUCAACCUGGGAACUGGGUCCACUGGACCUCAUCGGCGAACUCGACAAGAUCAAGAAGAACCUCCGCUCCUACGACAGCGAAUAUGAUGUGCAGGCCGCCAUCAAUCGGCUGACCAUCCGGACCGGGAACUACCAUUUCAACUACGAGCCCGACAUCCUGCAGGUCUUUAGCUUUCAGCGCCUGCUGGGCGUGGCUACCGUUUCUGAAGAUGGCACCAGCGUGCCCAAGACUUACGUUUCCUCGGACCUCUUCGCCCACAAGGACGACGGCAGCAUCGAUAUCUCCCCGAUCAAGUCCAUCAAUGGCAAAGAUGUCCAGGAGUUUCUGGAAGAGGUAGCGGACGACUCUCAGUAUAUUAACCCCGAUGCGCGUUACAACAGUCUCACCGACCGGGGCCUGCAGGAUUCUUCGCGGGGCUACUUCGUCGCGCAAGAGGCAUAUCAGGGUGCGUUCACGAACCUCACGUUUGUCAACGGCACCACGCGCAAUAUCAUCAACGUCGCCAAGACGUAUCAGAACUUCACCGGGAUCACCACUGGCAAGGACUUCUUCCAGGCGUUCUGCACGGGCGACAUCAGCAGCUGGGAGGCCGAUUCGGAAAUGAUGAAGAAGGGUCACAACAAGGCCGCUCCGCUCCGCCGCUGGGCGAAGAGACAGACCAUCCCCAGCGACGACUACCCCAAGCCCAUCGUGGAGCACAGCCUGGGUGCCGUGGCCGGCUACUUCCUGUCCGGUCCUGGCUUGUCAGACGUUGCCGUGUUGAAGAUCAUCACUUUCGAUCUUGAGGUGACCGGCUACAGAGAGUUUCAGAAAGUCAUUCGGCAGUUCUUGGAGAGGUGCACGCAGGCCAACAAGAAGAAACUUGUCAUUGAUCUCCGUGAGAAUGGUGGCGGCGAAACGGCCCUGCUUCUGGACGCGUUCAUGCAGCUCUUCCCGGAUAAGGAGCCCUUUAGCGCGCAGAGAUACCGUGCCCAGGACCAAUUCAAGCUCGUCGGCGAGGCCCUCGACGCCAUCCGGGCCAACGAGACUGCGCUGAAGUGGGUGGAGAAGAAUACCGAGCUGGAUAUCGCCUCGGGAUACAGUCUGAGAUACUGGUCAUACUGGAACUUCGUCGAUGCCAACGGCAAAACCUUCUCCUCAUGGGACUCCUUCUACGGGCCUCAUAAGUUUAACGACGACGAGUUCUCAUCGAUCGUGCGAUACAACCUAUCCAACAGUAACCCCAACAGCAUCCUCUCCUCCAACUUCACCUUCACCGAAUCCUCCUCCACCAAAAAAGCGCCCUUCUCGCCCGACAACAUCGUCAUGUUCACCGACGGCCUCUGCGGCUCCUCAUGCGCCUCCUUCCACGAAGAACUCAAGAACAUCGCCGGCAUCAAAGCCGUGACCGUCGGCGGCCGCACCAAACCAGGGCCCAUGCAAACCAUCGGCGGCACCAAGGGCGGCGAAGUAAUCCCUUUCUCCGCCGUCUCCGACGAGAUCCCUCAGCUCCUAAACGCCACCACCCAGCUCGGCAUCGCCCCGGAUCUCGAGUCCCCCUCUAUCCUCCGUCUCCUGGACACCGAGCAGGUCUUCCUCCGGGUCGGCGACUCAUACUCCCGUCUCCAAGUCCAGGAUCAGAUCCGGAAAGGCGACUCCUCGCAGACUCCUUUGCAGUAUAUCUACGAAGCUGCCGACUGCCGCAUCUGGUACACCACUCAGACGCUCCUGAACCCCGAGAAAGCGUGGGCCGCGGCGUGGAAUGCGCAUGUGAACCGCACGAACUGCGUGGCGGGCUCGACGGGGCAUAAUUCCAGUCUGAGUGGUGGGUAUAAGGCCUACGGAGCGGGUGCGUUGCAUGGGGAGAUGGACAAGGGGGAGGACGGCAGUAGUGGUGGUGCUGGUGAGAAGGACAAGGACUCGGAGACGAAUGCUGCGUCGUCGGCUUGGAGGCCGAGUCUUGGGUUGGUUUCGGGGGUGGUGGUUUUGUUGGGGGUUUUGCUUUAG